Triplophysa rosa is the source of this 6095-nucleotide messenger RNA. It is a transcript of the gene cdh24a, whose product is annotated as cadherin-11. Gene Ontology annotation, biological process: multicellular organism development; calcium-dependent cell-cell adhesion; cell morphogenesis. NCBI's taxonomy places the organism in Eukaryota, Metazoa, Chordata, Actinopteri, Cypriniformes, Nemacheilidae. The coding region runs from base 513 to 4502 and encodes 1329 amino acids. Gene Ontology annotation, cellular component: catenin complex; adherens junction; plasma membrane. Gene Ontology annotation, molecular function: calcium ion binding; cadherin binding. The record is from RefSeq and is a predicted model, not a curated record. The transcript is spliced from 14 exons.
GACAGAGAGAGAGAGAGAGAGAGAGAGAGAGAGAGAGAGAGAGAGAGAGAGAGAGAGAGAGAGAGAGAGAGAGAGAGAGAGAGAGAGAGAGAGAGAGAGAGAGAGAGAGAGAGAGAGAGAGAGAGAGAGAUGGGGACUAUUCGCUUCUUUGCGCGUUUGUCUCCCAUCUCUUCACCAAGCUGAACACGAGACAGAAGACGCUCCAUCUGUCAGAUGAGAUCAGUCUCCUGUAGGUUCGUCUGUUCAGAUCCAAACCACGGGAUUCCCCGUGCUUAGCGGAGCAGGUGCUAAACAGACAAAGUAUAAUCCACAACAGAGGAUGAGAUGCUGAAUGACCACAGAUCCCGUUGAGGAAGCUGGAAUAGUGGGAAGUAAUGAAAAGAAGGAGGAAUUAAAGAGAGGAGAUGAAUGUAGUAGUCGCCCACACAGCGAGUCUGCACGAGAGCGAAGGUCGAUCUUAUUGUUCUUCCCCCCCGUGGCAAACAUUGUGACUAAUAACAGAGUGAGGCAGCAUGAGUGGUCGUAUCUGGGCAGCAUUGCUCUUUCUCGGCGUGUGUUUAAUGCUCGGGGGACAUGCCGCUCUUCCGAGGGUAAAAAAGAGCGAGGGCCGUGUGCAAACCUUCGGGAAAGACAAGCAUGCAAAGCGUCUAGACGUGGAGGAAGGGCAGAGUGAGAUGUCAUUCGUUAACACAAAAGAAACACCAAGUUCUAAAUUGGAGGCGGGUGAAUCGAUGUUUUUGGCUAGACGUGCCAUGAAUUUUGCUCCAGGAUUGGAUGCUACCGAGAUUAGAGAAACAAUGAGAGCUGGAAACAAAAUCACAGCCACUCCAGUUGUAUUGUCCGAUUCACUUAUUACAAACGAGUAUCCCAAAGAUAUUCCUGAAUCCUUUACGAGAGUAAUACAUCAGAGCCAGAACUCUGAAUAUCUAGAUUCUGAACUAACAGAGUAUUCACGCCCUGGUGAAAAACAGAUAGUAGCUGACAAAGUGACUCGGUCUUCAGUUUCUUCAGAUGGCAGAAAAUCACUGGAUGCCAACAGUAGUCCAUCAGAUGCCAGCGGGUUCCUCAUAAAGCCUCAGUUUGGGUUAAACAGUGGACAGGAAGGGCAAACUAUAGUGAUGGGCAACCAAGAGGAAAGCAGCAGUGAAACUGAGGCAAUUGAUUUUCACAAGACCUUCAGGGGACCGAGUAUGGAUGAGAUGCCUUCUCGGGUUCGUCGCCGGAGGAGCUGGAUCUGGAACCAGUUCUUCGUGAUAGAGGAGUAUACUGGACCAGAACCAGUGUUGAUUGGACGGCUCCAUUCGAGCGUGGACAGGGGUGACGGCCGAGUCAAAUACAUUUUAAAAGGCGACGGGGCGGGCUCUGUGUUCGUCAUCGACAGCAGGACGGGGAACAUUCACGUCACCAAGCCCCUUGACAGGGAGGAGAAGGACGAGUACCGUCUUAUCGCCACGGCGACAGACAGGCAGACCGGCCGGGCCCUGGAGCCUUCGUCCCAGUUCAUCAUUCGUGUGCAAGACAUCAACGAUAACCCACCUGUGUUCCAGGGCGGCCCGUACAGCGCCACCGUCCCUGAGAUGGCCAACAUCGGCACAUCCGUUAUUCAAGUGACAGCCACAGAUGCUGAUGAUCCAACCUAUGGGAACAGUGCCAAAAUUGUGUAUUCAGUGAUCCAAGGACAGCAAUACUUUACUGUGGACCCACAGUCAGGCAUCGUGCGCACGGCAGUACCUGACAUGGACAGAGAGACACAGGCGCAGUACCUGGUGGUGCUUCAGGCCAGAGACAUGGGGGGGCAUCAGGGGGGCUUGACAGGGACCACCACUCUCACCGUCCAUCUGAGCGACGUCAACGACAACCCACCUCGCUUCACUCAGAGUAUGUGGUCAUUUUCCGUGUCCGAGCUGGCCGUCCCUGGGGUGGAGAUCGGUCGUCUCUCGGCAACGGAUGCAGACCUGGGGGAAAACGCUCGGAUGGACUUUACGAUCGUGGACGGAGAGGCGGGAGACACGUUCAACAUAACCGGACUGAACCAAGAGGCUGUGAUUUUAUUAAACAAGGCCGUCGACUACGAGCGCCGCAGCACGUAUUCUCUCGCCGUGGAGGUGCAGAAUCCAAACAUCGACUCACGCUUUUUGAGACGGGGUCCGUUUAAGGACCGGGCUAUGGUGCGGGUGACGGUUCUGAACGCGGAUGAGCCUCCGCGGUUCUCCCGUGCCCGGUACCGACUCGACGUGUCUGAAAACUGCCCUCCGGCUUGCGUGGUGGGAAGAGUGGCCGCCAUCGACCCGGACACAGGCCUCAGCAACAAUAUUAAGUACUCCAUUGAUCCCGAGUCAGACCCCGAGGCGCUGUUUCGUAUCACCGCCGACAACGGUCUCAUCACCACGGCGAUGGAAUUGGAUCGAGAGCAGGACCAAUGGCAUAACAUCACUGUCAUCGCCACACAGAGAGACAGCCCAAGCCAAGUUACCAGGGUAGCGGUUUCCAUAGAGACGCUUGACCUCAACGACAACCCUCCCGAGCUCGACCGACAGUACAGCACCGCCAUGUGCGACUCCAGCAACGCCGGACAGGUGGUCCAGGUGAUCCGGGCGGUAGAUAAAGACCAAAGCAGCUUCAACUCUCCCAUUCACUUCAGCAUUCCCCCGGACUCCAGCAGUGCCCUCAACUUCUCCAUCAGAGAGAGGGGAGACCACACGGCGAGUCUGGUGCUGUUGUCAUCCCUGAAGCCUCUUCCUCGCUCUUCCUCUUUACUUACUCUAAAAAUACCCAUAAUGCUCCGUGACGGUGCGUCAGACCUCAGGAGCACAGGAACGAUUACCGUUACGGUGUGUCCCUGCCAGAAUGGAGGAAUGUGGGCGGAAGAACAGAAGCGUCAAACGGUUGAAACAGACAAACCGUCUCCGCCGGACUGGGAGAGGCAGGCCGUGUGUUUGCCCUCACCGUCCAACUCUUCGCUGUUGGGCUUCAGCUCGGCCGCCAUGCUGGCCAUUCUGGCCUGCGCUUCGACUCUUCUGGUGGUGGUGGCGCUCUCUCUCUCUCUACGCAGGCCGAAGCGAGACACUCAAUGUCCUGUGGAAGAUGACGAGAUCCGAGAGAACAUCAUCACGUAUGAUGACGAGGGCGGCGGGGAAGCGGACACGGCUGCUUUUGACAUCGCGACCCUGAAAAGCGCCCCCCAGAGCAUGAGACGAGCACAGCGCCUCCGAGACAGCAAGAAUAUGUAUUCUCAGGAUAACCUGGAUAGUAUGAGGACAUUCAGCUGGGGUCAGAGUUUGGGUUUGGAUCCACGUCGGCCCGUCUCAGCUCCUCUCUACGGCCGGUACUGCUACAGCAUUCAGACUCUUCCAGCUUCAAGGAACAGACUCGGCCAGUUCAACUCCGGACUGGACCUCGCCAAACUGGCAUACGUUCUGCCCAGCAGCCGGGACCAGCCCAACGGUGCUUUAGAAUCCGGCUGUGUGUUCAUCAGCAAGAGCAGCGAUGGUUCAGAACAUAAAGGAACGGAUGGAUCCACGGAGAGCAUUCCCAAAGAGAGCGAAACGGGAAGUGAGGUCGUCUCGGAGAGCCACACAACAAGUCAGUCUGACCAGGUCUUGUUCAUGAAGAGCUCCAGUCAGAGCGGGUCCUGCUCAGAGGCGUCUCACAGCAGUUCUGCGGGACAUAAACCCGGCUCGUCUCCUCACUGCUUAACCGCAUGCGCUUCUGUUUCUACCGUCACCACGGACGAUUCGACCGCUGCCUCGACUGUGGACAAAAACUCAGAUGUUCAUCUGCUCAUCAACACCAACCAAACCACAUCCAGCCCUGGCACAACAGAGAUGCCCUUCAGAACCAUGGAGGGCACAUUGCUGAGAAGCGGCGGAGGAAUGACUUCGCCCGGGACGUCUUUUCUGUACCCAGAGGCUGCCCGAUUAAUGGGCUUGCAUGGGUCAGGCGGACAGAACUAUGUGCCGCACCUGGUGAUGUCCUUACCUGGAGGGGCGGGGCUGUAUGACAGGGGGUGGGGCUUGAGAAAUGGGAAGGUGGGACAAGCGAACUCUGAAAAGGCAGGGGCCGAUUCUCUGACAAACAGAAUGGGCGACUUUCUGCAACACCGGCUAGCCCUGGUGACCUUUGACCCCAUGCAGCCGCCAUACGACUCGCUGCAGACGUACGGACUGGAGGGCUCCGGCUCGCAGGCCGCGUCUCUCAGCUCCCUCGAGAGCGAGCCCGAGAAAGACGCGGAGGGGGACAACGACGGUUUGGAGAAAUGGGGACCCAAGUUUCACAGGUUGCUUGAUAUUUUUAGGGAACAUGCGAAAGAAAAAAAGGAGAAAGACAAAGGAGCGAACGGAUACCAGUUAGGAACGUCAAAAGAGGCGGGAGUAGAUGACAAGGUACGAGACGGAGGAGAGGCGAAGUGUGAGACGGAAGCGAGAAAACAGGAUGAAACGAGCGAAUCAAAUGAGAAGGACGCAGAUGAAACAAAGGAAAUGGACGACGGGAAGAAAGAGUGAAGGGAAGAGAGGACCAGUCAUGCGAUGUCAUGUCGUGGGCAUUCAAAAGCAAUAAGUGCUGACAGGAGCCAAUGAGCACAAUCUGGACUAGAGAUUUUUAUGCAGACCUGUCAAGAACAGUAGAUCACUGAACCAAACAGUCUUAUAUAAGUCACUUUCUCAGUAUCACACGCCUUUAUUUGACCAAUCACACACGUGUUCAUUUGUAAAUUACUGGCACAUAGACUGGUGUCUGAUCUCGGACCAAAAUUUAGGGAUAAUGUAAAGUCAACCGAUCAUUACGUUGACGGCCGGGAGGUUUAUCAUGUGGUUAAGACUAGCUUGACUAUACAUUCUUAUUCUUCUUAUACGGCUGCGUACCAAAUAAGUCAACUAGUGGUCAUGAAAUUUUGAUUUCGGUUUAAAUAGAUAAGAAGACUAUCAAGUGAUGGGUUGAGUUUGACCCUUGUGUUAGUAAAAAUGGUCAACAAAUUUACAGGUCGGUUACUCUAAAAAACAUUUGACUGCAGAAUGGUGCAAGUUUUUGUGAAAAUUGGGAGAUUUUUAAGAGCUGCUGUGUAAUAAGGCCAGAAACAGGACUUCAGGUCGAUUGGGACACUUCUGGACGAGGACAAAAGGUUUGCAAAAGUGACAUAUUGCAUUUUGCACUCAAAGAUUGAACGUUUCAGAGAGGUCGUCCAGUUGUGCUGUUCGGAGUCUUGUGUAUUUCUCUUCAUUGUUUUUUUAUGAGGCAUAUUGCCUGUAAGUUAUUGAUGAUGACAUUAUUAGACUUAUUUUCUUCAUGUACAGCUCACAGUAUAAACGUGACGCGGGGGAUUCUGGCGUCUCGGUUCGUUCCGGUACAAAUCAAGCGCCGCACAAACACAUUAACCGUCCGCGUUACCAAACACUCUCCCGUUACACUUAAGUGAAUUAUUCACAUCGGCACGUCGAGCCAAAGUUAUGAAACAUGUCAUUUGUGAAAUAUUGAUUUCAAAGCGAGCUGCAUUGUUUGAAAAAUGGGUCUCGUGAAAUAUGUACAACCGCUGACAAAUUCAUAUUGAUGCUUGAGUAUUAAUAAGAGUUCGUGAUGGCGAGAAGGAUAAAUUUUAAAAUGGCUCGAUUGAAGUUUUUUACUAGGUCACAGUAACCACACACAUAAAUGCAACAACAACAAAAAAGAUCUUGUGCAUGGCUUACUUCAUUUAUUUUUUAAAUGUGUUUUAGUGAAUCCAAGAUGAUUUAUCUGAUGAUUUUGAACAUUCACACGUGUUUAACCCUUUCAGUUUGUAUGGAAGACCUGAGCCUAUGCAACCAAAGCCCUGAGACGACGAACUUUUGAACUGAAUGCCAUUGUGUUUUCCUCCCUAUAGUUUUUUUCUGUAAAUUGUUUGUAGGAAAAUCUAAAGUAAGUUUUCAUGUACAGAUGUAAAUAUCAUUGGAGAAAGCUUUUUAGACGUGAGUGUUCGUUUGUCUGUAAAUGUUCAUUCUUAUAGCCCACAAGAGGCAGAUUCACUGAAUUUCAAGGUGUAUGAUCUUAUGAAGUGUCAUCAAAUGUUCAAUAAACGGUACAAGUGAGCUUUCACAAACUUGGAAACUUCUUCCACAUUCAGC